AUGCGUUCUGCGGCAAAGCUGUUUUACACAGCGGUCUUCGCUUUUGUGACUGUAGCAGAUGCUAGUCAUGCCUCGAAAGAGCUCGACACUGCGAAAUGCGCUUUUGAUCCCUCGGCCAUGGUUACAGACGCGUGCGUUUCAUACGGCACCAUCAAUAAACUCAACGACGACGUCUACUCUCUCCUUCAAUCCCUCACCACCGAAACCGAUUUCUUCUCAUAUUACCGAUUGAACCUGUUUAACACUGAAUGCCCGUUCUGGUCCGAUGCCAAUAGCAUGUGUGGCAACAUCGCCUGCUCCGUGAACACGAUCGAGUCCGAGGAGGACAUCCCGCUCACUUGGCGCUCGGAAGAGCUGAGCAAGCUGGAGGGGCCGAAAGCCAACCAUCCGCCACGCAGGGUACAGGCGGAACGUCCCAAAGAGCGCCCUCUCCAAGGUAUGCUCGGAGAGGGCGUCGGCGAGAGUUGUGUAAUGGAAUAUGACGACGAAUGUGACGACCGGGACUACUGUAUCCCCGAGGAUGAGGGCUCAGCGGGCAAGGGCGACUACGUGAGCUUGGUGGACAACCCUGAACGAUUCACCGGAUACUCCGGACCGGGUGCGCACCAAGUAUGGGACGCCAUUUAUCGCGAAAACUGUUUCAUGAAGUCCACUGAGGAAGGACUGGAAGAGCAGUCUUACAACAUGCCUCUUGGCGGACUUCAGGCAGCGUCUGAUUUCCGCAACGUGCUACAGAAGGAGUCGCAGCGCCUGGACGGUCGAGAGUUAGAAUUGGACAAUGAGUGUCUGGAGAAGCGAGUUUUCCACCGUCUUAUUAGCGGCAUGCACGCAUCUAUUUCAACCCACCUCUGCUGGGAUUACUUGAACCAGACCACUGGCCAGUGGCAACCUAACAUGCAGUGCUAUAAGGAACGGUUGCAUGACCACCCCGAGCGCGUCUCUAACAUGUACUUCAACUAUGCUCUGGUGUCACGCGCCGUGGCCAAGCUGCGCAAGCACCUGCAAGGCUACACUUUCUGUACCAGCGACCCGGUCCAGGACUUUGACACCAAGCAGCGAGUCAACGAGCUUGCGGAAAUUCUGGCGCGCCCUCCUCGCAUCUUUGAUGAGGAGCUGAUGUUCCAAGAUCCCAUUGCCCACGGUCUUAAAGACGAUUUCCGGAACCGGUUCCGCAACGUCAGCCGCUUGAUGGACUGUGUUGGCUGCGACAAAUGCCGUCUUUGGGGCAAACUGCAGGUCAAUGGAUACGGAACCGCAUUAAAGGUUCUCUUCGAGUACGAUGAGACCAAGAACGGCGAGAACCCGCCUCUGCGCCGCACGGAGCUGGUCGCUCUGAUCAACACCCUCGGCCGUAUCUCUCAUAGUCUUGCUGCCGCGCGUAGCUUCCACGAAGCCUACGAGGCGGGUCAGGAGCAUGCGUUCCCCCUCCACCACUACGCUCCUAUUGCCCCCAAGAAUGCCGAAGUGACGCCGGACAAGAACCAACCCAGACGUGUAUUCCACGAUGGUGCUGGUAAUCUGUACUAUGAGGAGAACGAUGAUAGCGAUUGGUACCACGGAGGCCAGAAGAUGGAGGGACGUAAGCCCUGGGAGUACCCAGCUCGCCCCGAGACGGCCACCCCUUACGAUGACUUGGUGACUGAGUGGACCGUUAUCCGCGACACAACUCUGUACGUCGUGAAGAGCUGGAUGGGAAUCCCUCGUACCUGUGAUAACCGGAGUGCUGACUUGGCGAAUAGUUAUGGCAUUUUGAAAUCCGAGUCCGAGCGACUCUGGGCUUUCUGGCUCGGUCUGCCUGUUCCUCCUCGCCAGUGGAAACUCAAGGCUCCCGGGUCAGACGAUCCUAUGCGUAAUUCUGUUGAUUAUAAAGAGCUUUGA
Penicillium longicatenatum is the source of this 1878-nucleotide messenger RNA. Its product is annotated as ER oxidoreductin. The transcript is spliced from 3 exons. The record is from RefSeq and is a predicted model, not a curated record. The coding region runs from base 1 to 1878 and encodes 625 amino acids. Gene Ontology annotation, biological process: protein folding in endoplasmic reticulum. Gene Ontology annotation, molecular function: FAD binding; protein-disulfide reductase activity; thiol oxidase activity. Gene Ontology annotation, cellular component: endoplasmic reticulum; endoplasmic reticulum membrane. Lineage: Eukaryota; Fungi; Ascomycota; Eurotiomycetes; Eurotiales; Aspergillaceae.